Fusarium oxysporum Fo47 is the source of this 1781-nucleotide messenger RNA. Its product is annotated as ATP-dependent RNA helicase SUB2. The transcript is spliced from 5 exons. Gene Ontology annotation, molecular function: RNA binding; ATP binding; RNA helicase activity. Gene Ontology annotation, biological process: mRNA export from nucleus; mRNA splicing, via spliceosome. Bases 273 to 1577 code for a protein of 434 amino acids. The record is from RefSeq and is a predicted model, not a curated record. NCBI's taxonomy places the organism in Eukaryota, Fungi, Ascomycota, Sordariomycetes, Hypocreales, Nectriaceae.
CCCUUCUCAGCCUCAACAAAGACUCUUUCAAGCCAUCCUUGGAACGAGUAUCCUGGUUCCCGACACAUUUCCCCCAUUCCACAUCUUGAAAAAAAACAUUUGAUUCUCAUUCUAUCAUCUUGACGGCACGCCUGCGCCGCGUUUUCGACACCCUACGGCGACGCGACUCGAACGUAAUCGCGUCAGACUCGUCAUCGCAACUUCGCUGCAAAGAACAGCUUCUGCAAUAGCUUCCGCAUCAACCAUCUAACUACCGGUAAAUCUCGGUCAACAUGUCUCACGAGGAAGAUCUCAUUGAUUACUCCGAUGAGGAGAUCGGUGGUAACGAAACCACUGCUACCACCUCCAACGGCAAGAAGGGCGAGCUUGCUGCCGGCAACAAUGUCGACAAGAAGGGCAGCUACGUCGGCAUUCAUUCCACCGGUUUCCGCGAUUUUCUUUUGAAGGCUGAGUUAAUUCGCGCCAUCGGCGACUGCGGUUUCGAACAUCCAUCGGAGGUUCAACAAACCUGUAUCCCCCAGGCACUCCUCGGUGGUGAUAUCAUCUGCCAGGCCAAGUCUGGUCUAGGAAAGACAGCUGUUUUCGUUCUCGCUACCCUUCAGCAGGUCGAGCCUGUGAACGGAGAGGUCUCCGUCGUUGUUAUGUGCCACACCCGAGAGCUGGCUUACCAGAUUCGUGACGAGUACAACCGUUUCAGCAAGUACAUGCCCGAUAUCAAGACCGGUGUGUUCUAUGGUGGAACUCCCAUCAAGACCGACAUGGAGACACUCAAGAAUAAGGACACUUGCCCUCACAUCAUCGUGGGUACUCCUGGACGUCUUAAGGCCCUCGUUCGUGACAAGGCCCUACGUCUGGGCAGUGUUCGCAUCUUCGUGCUUGAUGAGUGUGACAAGAUGCUUGAUCAGCCUGAUAUGCGUACGGAUGUGCAAGAUGUUUUCCGCGCUACGCCUCCUCAGAAGCAGGUUAUGAUGUUCUCGGCCACCUUGUCCGAGGAGGUAAAACCUAUUUGCCGAAAGUUCAUGCAGAACCCGACCGAGCACUACGUCGACGAGGACACUAAGCUCACUCUUCAUGGUCUUCAGCAGUUCUAUAUCAAGUUGGAAGAAAAGGAGAAGAAUCGCAAGCUCAACGAGCUCUUGGAUGAACUCCAGUUCAACCAGGUCAUUAUUUUCGUCCGUAGCACUGUUCGUGCCACUGAGCUUGACAAGCUCCUCAGGGAGUGUAACUUUCCUUCUAUUGCCGUCCACUCUGGCGUCAGUCAGGAAGAACGUAUUCGUCGCUACAAGGAGUUCAAGGAGUUCAAGAAGAGAAUCUGCGUUGCUACCGAUGUCUUUGGACGAGGUAUUGAUAUUGAGCGUAUCAACCUCGCCAUCAACUACGACUUGUCCAACGAUGCCAGCUCCUACCUGCACCGUGUCGGUCGUGCUGGACGAUUCGGUACCAAGGGAUUGGCCAUCUCGUUCGUCAGCACCGACCAAGACCAAGAGGUGCUUAAGGAGAUCGAGAAGCGAUUCGAAGUCGCCCUUCCUGAAUUCCCCAAGGAGGGUGUCGAUGCCAGCACUUACAUGGCCUCUUAAAGGGCUGGAUGAGAUGGUGGUUCCCACUGCAACAAAUGGUGAACGCCUUGCGCCGCUGUAGGCCGUUGGUGAGAAGCUAGGAAAUUGAUGUUGAAAGACUGAGGCGGCGAAGGGCAAAAGUUGCAAACGAUUUCAUCUUGGUCAAUUGUAUUCGUUAAUUUUUUUCAAUGGAUUCGUAUUACGAUGCUCGUGUUUUAUAAGCAG